Helicoverpa zea (corn earworm) is the source of this 3259-nucleotide messenger RNA. RefSeq names its product mucin-2-like. The coding region runs from base 27 to 3137 and encodes 1036 amino acids. Lineage: Eukaryota; Metazoa; Arthropoda; Insecta; Lepidoptera; Noctuidae. The transcript is spliced from 2 exons. The record is from RefSeq and is a predicted model, not a curated record.
GCUCCUCGCCUCACGACAGCGCCGACAUGUACAAGCUCCUGGUGUGCUGCUGUCUCCUCGUCAGCGUCCUGGCUGACCUGCAGUUUCAGCUGAAGGAGGAACCUCGGAUAUGGCGAACGGCUACUAGAGAUCAAUCUGAGAAGAUAGAAUCAUCUGCAAAUAGUUCCAAGUGGGAACAUGAAACUAAUACCACAACCUGGGCGCCACCCACGGCUCCCACCAAUAGCACUACCUGGGGGCCCGUAACGGACGGCACUACCUGGGGGCCCGUAACGAACGGCACUACCUGGGGGCCCGUAACGAAUGGCACUACCUUGGGGCCCGUAACGAACGGCACUACCUGGGGGCCCGUAACGAAUGGCACUACCUGGGGGCCCGUAACGAACGGCACUACUUGGCAACCGACCACCUGGGCGCCACCCACUAAUGGCACUACCUGGGCACCACCCACUAAUGGCACUACUUGGGAGCCCAUAACCAAUGGCACUACCUGGGGACCCAUCACUAAUGGCACUACUUGGCAACCGACCACCUGGGCGCCACCCACUAAUGGCACUACCUGGGCACCACCCACUAAUGGCACUACUUGGGAGCCCAUAACCAAUGGCACUACCUGGGGACCCGUCACAAAUGGCACUACUUGGCAACCGACCACCUGGGCGCCACCUACUAAUGGCACUACUUGGGAGCCCAUAACCAAUGGCACUACCUGGGGACCCGUCACAAAUGGCACUACUUGGCAACCGACCACCUGGGCGCCACCUACUAAUGGCACUACUUGGGGACCCGUCACUAAUGGCACUACCUGGGGACCCGUCACAAAUGGCACUACUUGGCAACCGACCACCUGGGCGCCACCUACUAAUGGCACUACUUGGGGACCCGUCACUAAUGGCACUACCUGGGGACCCGUCACAAAUGGCACUACUUGGCAACCGACCACCUGGGCGCCACCCACUAAUGGCACUACCUGGGCACCACCCACUAAUGGCACUACUUGGGAGCCCAUAACCAAUGGCACUACCUGGGGACCCGUCACUAAUGGCACUACUUGGCAACCGACCACCUGGGCGCCACCUACUAAUGGCACUACUUGGGAGCCCAUAACCAAUGGCACUACCUGGGGACCCGUCACUAAUGGCACUACUUGGCAACCGACCACCUGGGCGCCACCCACUAAUGGCACUACCUGGGCACCACCCACUAAUGGCACUACUUGGGAGCCCAUAACCAAUGGCACUACCUGGGGACCCGUCACAAAUGGCACUACUUGGCAACCGACCACCUGGGCGCCACCUACUAAUGGCACUACUUGGGAGCCCAUAACCAAUGGCACUACCUGGGGACCCGUCACAAAUGGCACUACUUGGCAACCGACCACCUGGGCGCCACCCACUAAUGGCACUACCUGGGCACCACCCACUAAUGGCACUACUUGGGAGCCCAUAACCAAUGGCACUACCUGGGGACCCGUCACUAAUGGCACUACCUGGGGACCCGUCACAAAUGGCACUACUUGGCAACCGACCACCUGGGCGCCACCUACUAAUGGCACUACUUGGGAGCCCAUAACCAAUGGCACUACCUGGGGACCCGUCACUAAUGGCACUACCUGGGGACCCGUCACAAAUGGCACAACUUGGCAACCGACUACCUGGGCGCCACCUACUAAUGGCACUACUUGGGAGCCCAUAACCAAUGGCACUACCUGGGGACCCGUCACUAAUGGCACUACUUGGCAACCGACUACCUGGGCGCCACCUACUAAUGGCACUACUUGGGAGCCCAUAACCAAUGGCACUACCUGGGGACCCGUCACUAAUGGCACUACCUGGGGACCCGUCACAAAUGGCACUACUUGGCAACCGACCACCUGGGCGCCACCUACUAAUGGCACUACUUGGGAGCCCAUAACCAAUGGCACUACCUGGGGACCCGUCACUAAUGGCACUACUUGGCAACCGACCACCUGGGCGCCACCUACUAAUGGCACUACUUGGGAGCCCAUAACCAAUGGCACUACCUGGGGACCCGUCACAAAUGGCACUACUUGGCAACCGACCACCUGGGCGCCACCCACUAAUGCCACUACCUGGGCACCACCCACUAAUGGCACUACUUGGGAGCCCAUAACCAAUGGCACUACCUGGGGACCCGUCACAAAUGGCACUACUUGGCAACCGACCACCUGGGCGCCACCCACUAAUGGCACUACCUGGGCACCACCCACUAAUGGCACUACUUGGGAGCCCAUAACCAAUGGCACUACCUGGGGACCCGUCACAAAUGGCACUACUUGGCAACCGACCACCUGGGCGCCACCUACUAAUGGCACUACUUGGGGACCCGUCACUAAUGGCACUACCUGGGGACCCGUCACAAAUGGCACUACUUGGCAACCGACCACCUGGGCGCCACCCACUAAUGGCACUACCUGGGCACCACCCACUAAUGGCACUACUUGGGAGCCCAUAACCAAUGGCACUACCUGGGGACCCGUCACUAAUGGCACUACAUGGCAACCGACCACCUGGGCGCCACCUACUAAUGGCACUACUUGGGAGCCCAUAACCAAUGGCACUACCUGGGGACCCGUCACUAAUGGCACUACUUGGCAACCGACCACCUGGGCGCCACCCACUAAUGGCACUACCUGGGCACCACCCACUAAUGGCACUACUUGGGAGCCCAUAACCAAUGGCACUACCUGGGGACCCGUCACUAAUGGCACUACUUGGCAACCGACCACCUGGGCGCCACCCACUAAUGGCACUACCUGGGCACCACCCACUAAUGGCACUACUUGGGAGCCCAUAACCAAUGGCACUACCUGGGGACCCGUCACAAAUGGCACUACUUGGCAACCGACCACCUGGGCGCCACCUACUAAUGGCACUACUUGGGGACCCGUCACUAAUGGCACUACCUGGGGACCCGUCACAAAUGGCACUACUUGGCAACCGACCACCUGGGCGCCACCCACUAAUGGCACUACCUGGACACCACCCACUAAUGGCACUACUUGGGGUCCCGUCACCAACGGUACAACUUGGGGACCCGUCACCAACGGUACUACUUGGGAACCUACCACAUUGACGCCACCAAUUAACGGUACCACUUGGAGCCUGUGGCAAUAGUACGGAGAUACCUAGACAGACGUAGGCACGUCUGAUUCGCCAAUAUUAUGUACAUUUUCAACGUGAUUUGUAUUAUACCUUCCAUGAUUGUAAAUACUAUUCAAUAAAUAUUUAGAGCAGUA